Guillardia theta CCMP2712 is the source of this 792-nucleotide messenger RNA. RefSeq lists its product as hypothetical. The annotation marks the transcript as partial. Lineage: Eukaryota; Cryptophyceae; Pyrenomonadales; Geminigeraceae. The record is from RefSeq and is a predicted model, not a curated record. Gene Ontology annotation, cellular component: chloroplast. The transcript has 10 exons.
ACUUCCUCCUCGAUCCUCAGCAUUUUCUGCCCUUUGUUGAAGUUGUUCUCGAACUCAGAUCCCACUGCGCCUCGGAAUAAGGGGAUGGAAACGGCUCUAACAGGAUUCUCUUCCAUGGCGCGACUUCCCUGGGGCAGCCAAGUGUCGCCUCUUGCAGCGUCGAGGCCACAGCCUCCGCUGCCUAUCAAGAUCUAUGAAUUUGAAGCCUGUCCCUUCUGCAGGCUUGUGCGGGAGGUGAUUACCUUCCUCGAUUUGGAAGUCGAAGUCUACCCCUGCCCAAAGGGCUCUCAGUUCCACAGGGCGAUCGUAGAGGAGAAGGGAGGGAGACAGAUGUUUCCGUUCUUGGUGGAUGAGAACACUGGAGUGAGCAUGUACGAGUCCUCGGAGAUCGUCCGCUACCUCCUUCGCACCUAUGCCAACGGGGCCGAGACCCCUCCAUUCCUCUUCCAGAGUGUCCUGCUAUCAGGUUGGGUCCCCACGCUCCUGCGAGCUGGGAGGGGGAUGAUGCGCUUCGACCGGGCGGUGGAGGAGCAGCCAAGGAAGCUUCUGGAGCUGUACAGUUACGAGAACAAUCAGUUCUGCAGGCUGGUGCGGGAAGCUCUGUGCGAGCUGGAGCUGCCGUACAAGCUCAUCAGUGCCGGCAAGGGGGAGGAGGCUGUUGCAGUGAGGUUGGAACAGGGGAUCCAAGGAUCGACGAGAUGUCCUUACCUGGUCGAUCCUAAUACAGACAAGCAAGUUUCUGAUUCUGCGGAGAUCAUGAAAUACUUGUUCGAGAACUACGUCAGGGCGUGA